GGUUUUUUCGGCCUCGUGCCUCCAUUUUGCACAGACUCGGUGAUUUCCGGGAUUUUGUAGAACUGGGUUCGCUAAAGCCCAGAGGUCCACCGCUGGAAGAGGAUCGCCCUCAAACACUGGGCAGCAAUGUUAAUAGCAACAAGACAUCCGGUUGUGUGAACCUUUGCCUUUCGUGCUAUCGUUUAACGCUGUGAACUCUUGGGAAGAAGUUUACCGAGUUGGCAAUAAACAACCGUCAGUAUGACAGCGGACCUAUGUAAGCUUUCACACGACUAGUUACGUGUUUUUCGAUUUUAACAGUUUAACAGUUUUUCGGUGGUCAGUCCGACGGUGGAUCAUCUACUAAAGAGCAGCAGGUUACUGUUUAACAUUAAUGUUGUUUGGGACAGGAUCUCACAUCGACCGACAGAGUUUUUGUGAGAAGCUCAGAUCAAGCGCUGAAGAUUGAGGGGACUGUCGACGUCUUCCGGAUUUUCCAAGAUGCCUAUUCCUCCUCCUCCCCCUCCACCUGGACCUCCACCGCCCCCCAGCUCUAGCCAGGCAAACACCUCACCUCCAAAACUAAAUCGAGAUGAUGGUAAAGGAAGAGGAGCUCUGCUGUCAGACAUCUGCAAAGGCGCUAAACUGAAGAAGACCACUGUGGUCAAUGACAGAAGUGCACCUAUCAUCGAAAAUGCUGGAGGUCGAGGUGGCAGUGGUGGAGGAGGCGGUGGUGGAGGAGGUGGUGGAGGAGGAGGAUUUGGAGGUGGCUCUGGGCCAAUGGGCAUGGGAGGAUUGUUCAGUGGAGGAGUGCCUAAACUACGACCAGUCGGAGACAGCUCUGUAGGACGGUCAGCGCUGCGGCCGCCUUGCUCUCGGCCUGGAGUCUCUCGUGGCACGAGUCAUUCUGAACCGGACGGACCUGUCCGUGGCAAUGGAGGCCAUUCGUCACCUUCAGAACAGUCACGAAAUCAGCGUCCAUCCGUGCCAGACACCUCCAAACCGUCUGCUCCCAGCAGCUCCUCAAAACCCACCAGCUCCGCUCCGCAUCCACCCCCAUUCAAUCGCGGGGGCAACCGCGGGCCCUCCUCAGCCCAACAGGGUUCAGGGGCACACAGUCGUGAGAAACCCCUUCCACCUCCACCUUCAAGCAAGGGGCCUCCACCGCCGCCAUCUUCUCCGAGACACCCCCCUCUUUCAUCUCGCUCAUCUUCAUCCUCCUCCUCUUCCUCAAACGCACCUCCACCUCCUCCUUAUCGUCAGCCCACUAAUACUUCAAAUGGUGACCCGCCCCCCGAUUUGCCACAAAGGCGAAACUCGCUGAACAAGAGAAGCCAUGGCAAUGCUAACGUCCGUAGCCAGGCUCCUCCUCCUCCACCCCCUGCCCAGCAGAACAGACGACCUCCGCCACCAUCACGAGAUCCAGUGGUGCGCGGCACAGCUCCUCAGGUUCCUCCUCCUGGAAAUCGUAACGGGGUUCGAGAAACACCACCCCCUCCACCUCCUUAUCGCAUCGGGCAACAGACGUCUUCUGAACCCCCUAGUCGAGGGAAGCCCCCUCCUCUGUCCUCUGCUGGACGUCAGCAUUCAGGACACGCACCUCCACCUCCUCCACCUCUCCGUAAUGGACAUACGUCAUCUGCCCCCAGAUCCUUGCUCGAUGAUUUUGAGUCCAAGUACGACUUCCACCCUAUAGAGGACUUUCCCCCACCUGAAGAAUACAGACCCUUCCCGAAGAUCUACCCCAGCCAAAGCAACAAGGUGAGAGGCGCUCCUCCACUGCCUCCUGUUGGAGGGAAGUGAACACUUCAGAGAAGAGAAGGACCAAGAAGAGAUGACACAAACACAUAAACAUGCACGCAUAUGCAGUAAAUAUUUAUGUGUGUUUGCCACACAAACAUUAAUUGCACCUACAAACACAUCGAAUAAUGUGACAUCUUCCUUAGGGCAACACUAUAAACACCUACAUAAUCCAAACCACUCCAGAAUGCUGUACCUCUAGACCUAAAAAUACUGUGCAAUAUUCCUGUGCUGCUUAGAAAUGCACCUUUUAAUAUCGUGUCAGAUGACAGCAGCACAGCGAUGCGAGAGCAGACGGUUCUCCAGUUCACAUGAAGCUAGAUAUGUACAUUCCACCUGUUUCUUACAGCAACCAAAGUUUUUUAUUCGGUGAGAAAAUGUGUAGCACUUGAGGAUAAACGAUGACUAUGCAUAUCAGACACAAAGUCUGUAUUUCUCUGGACAAUCAUGUAAUUGUAUUUUUAUUCUUAUUCUUUCUUUCCAAAUCAGUCAGGAAUGAGUUCAGUUCUGAAAGCGUUUGCUUACACUACAAAGGCCAUGAAACAGCCUUGUUUCUUGUUCAUCUCACAGUUGUGUUUUCUUCAUCACACUACAGAGUCAAAAACUAUGACAGCCAAUAAGGUCGCAGAGCUGAUUUAAAAAUAAAAAUAAAAAUCAGCUCCAUGCUGAAUUUAAACUACAUUUUUACUGAUCAAAUAUACACUUAAGUGCCAUGGAAGAUUUGGUGUUGUUGGAGAUCUGUUUUUUUUAAACAGAUAGUGCCAUCUGCUGGCUGAUCUGCACACUUUCUCCUGCUGGGUACCAAUGUUUCUGGGUCAUUUACACAUUGCUUUUCAUCAUUAGUUUUAAACCUAAACUAAAUUUCAGAAAAUAAAGUUUUCUAAUGGGCGUAUUUUAAUUCUGUGACAUUGUAUUAUAUAUUAUAAAGGGAUCAAAUAUGUUAAUAAUGUUAAGGCACUUCUGGCCAUUAAUAUAGAAGCUAUUAAUUGGGAUUUGGUGACCAAUCACUCUGACUUGUAAAUGUCCUUUUAUCUGUUUCUGAAUGUGUUCAAAUAUGUGUCAACAUAAUUCUGAAAUAAAAGGUGGGAAUGGGAA
Messenger RNA from Carassius auratus (goldfish), 2874 nucleotides. Its product is annotated as WAS/WASL-interacting protein family member 2-like. Bases 481 to 1782 code for a protein of 433 amino acids. The record is from RefSeq and is a predicted model, not a curated record. Lineage: Eukaryota; Metazoa; Chordata; Actinopteri; Cypriniformes; Cyprinidae. The transcript has 8 exons. Gene Ontology annotation, molecular function: actin binding.